Molecule: messenger RNA, 4861 nt
Organism: Seminavis robusta
Lineage: Eukaryota; Bacillariophyta; Bacillariophyceae; Naviculales; Naviculaceae
Source: the annotation of a GenBank genome assembly
AAAUUGGGUGGAAUGCCAAUAUUUGGGAGCUUGCAACAAACGUCGCGACUGACCAACGGCAUGCAGAAUGGGAUUGAUUUCGUAGCCAAUACUGGUAGUAAAAAUACCUUGUCGUGCCGCUCGAAAGACCAAUCGACCAUCGCCACUGCCCAAAUCGACAAAUGUCAGUGACUUGCUCUUGUGGAGUCUACUAACGGCCAACUGUUGUUGGAGUUGUUGAAACAUGGCAGUUCCGUGUUUCUUGGACGUUGGUAAAUACGGAGCUCCGCGGCCUCGAAUAGCGGGUGGCAAACUGAGCAGGGCACUCAGAUGGACCAAUAAGGCGACGCUGGCACCGGCGACAAUGUAGGGAUGCUGCUGAACUUUGGUGAGAAAGGAAGCAUCUUCUUGUUCUAAUACUCUGGAGGUCUUGUCGUCGUCAUUCAACGUCGAUAUGGGGGUGUCCUUCUUCGUCAUGGUGGUUUCCAUUCAUUUCUUAUUUCAAGUACGAAGUGGAGAGUGGAGAGCCAUGCAUUCUAGCUACUAGUAGAUAGCAUUCGAUGACGACGAUGGAUCUUUGGAUCUUCGUCGUUGCUUUAUGUUGUUGUCGCUUUGGAAGCAAAACCUGAACUCUAAUGCUCAGCAGGAACCAAGAAGAAGUUGGAGAAGCGCGACCAUGAGCUUGCCCAAGUUCCGAACGGCACACGCGUCUGUGUGUGGUACCACAAGACGCUGUCGCCUUCAAAUUUUCCAGCAAGAAUGCAGAAACUGGUGCAUACCACAAACACUAUCCGGCUUUUCAUUUGUACAUAAUAGAUACCAUACUAGAGAGCUUCCACUGGCUACUUAUUAUUACUUGCUAAGCUGAAGAGCAGAAAAAGAAACCUCAUUCAUUACUGUCCCAUGCCAUGGACCACCGCCAACGAAGACCGAACAACAAGUACAUCACUACGACGGCUGCAAUAAGUCUGUUGGAACUGGAAGCCUCUUCGGCAUCCUCCACUCCCAUGACUUCUCCUCAUCCCAACAACAAUAUUAGUACUGGUACUCCCCAGUAUGAACGACCCAUGGUUUCCGUCAUGAACAUGAAGCGGUCCAAAUCGUCACCACCCGCGCCACCCCGAACAUUUCCACCCGAUACAUCCUCUACUACGACAUCUCCUACUACUAGUAGUAGUAAUCCACAAGAUCAUCAACAAUCCGUGUUACCACAACAUCAUCAGUCUCCUCCUCCACGACGUCAAUCUCCAUUUGAUGCUACAUUUGAUACUACUACUACUUCGUUACAACACCAAUCUUCUCGUGACUACAAUUCCGACUACGACAAUAAUAGUUACAAUCAUCGAUUACGGAACAUUCCCAAGGCAUUCACGACGGCCGAUUUGGAUCAACACAUUUUACGCGGUCUCACACUCGCGGGCGUCGUGUUGUGUUGUCUGGAUACACUCUUUGGAUUGUUUCACGUCGAUUUGUUUUUACGGGCAUAUCAUUUGCCGUUGACGACGUACAGUUUUGGACGCAUUGUCUUCUCUGCGUGUAGUACGGCAUCGACACUUUGGGCCGUCGGAUGGUUGGAUUCGCAAGUGGCCAGUCGCAAAUUGGAUCGAUCCGAUCUGGUGGGGUGUUUGGGGGUCCUAUUGUCGAUUUCCUUUGUCUUGUUGUUUGGACGAUUCUGGAAUUCACACUACUUGCAACUGCAUGACAAAGACAGCAAUAGUAGUCUGGAAGAUGACGAUCCACAGCCACAAUCUACUACAAGCACUAGUACUAUUAGUACAUUCCAAUACUUUGGUUGGCAAUUACUGGAUGGAGCUCAUUUUGUAUUCUCCAUGACACUCUACGAUACCGCAUCGACCAUCAUGACCAUUUCACUCGCCAGUGCCGUUUCGGACGAUCACAACAUGACCGAUCAAGAACGAGUACAAAACAUGUCCUCUAGUCAAGCGUACAAUCUCAUUGCAUCGGUCAUUGUUGCCACGGUUGGAGUGCAUUUAUUCGAUACGACGGCCUUGCGGACAUUUCAAUGCUUUGUCAUGGCCAUUGCGUUCCUUUCCAUUACUACGUUUGGCACCGCACAGGGGAUCAUUUCCGGACAACAACAACAGAGACGAAACUCACCAGCGUCACCACGAAAACAACCACAACCAUCCGAGCCCUUUUGGCAAACUCUCUUCCAUCGUUGUUGCAAAGGUUGGACCGUCGCCAUUCCCAAGGAAAAGAAAACUCGAAUCUCUCAUCCACAACAACAACACAACUCUACUACCAAUUCCAAUACCAAUACAACCACAAACAACCCCAUCAAUUGGCGUCAAGCCAUGCAAGAUUUGUGGAAUCAUUCCAAUUUCCGACGAUGGAUCGUACUCGAAAUGCUGCUCGAAAUGCAAACACACUUUGUCCAAACAUUCUUCAAAACAUUCGUCGAUCAACUCCUUGUCGAUGUGCCACAUGUUGUCAGUGAUUGGUCGUUGACGCUCUUACGGCCGCUCCAACAAGUCAUGACGCUAUUAUUCUACAUUCCCAUUCGAUGGUACGGAUAUCCCCGUGUUUACACCGUCAUGAUUGCCAUCUUGUGGGGGCUGUCCAGUAUCACACUCCUGCUAGCGACACCGGCGUCGACGGCAUGGAUCUUGUGCUUUCUUGUCAUUUAUGCCGUGGGCAGUGAAGCCUUGCGAGCGGCGGGAUUCUAUCUCUGCGUCUCCGAUUUGGUACUGGAACUCAAACAAUAUCAUGCCCAACAACGACGUGUCAAUGAACCAUCGCUCGCCGGACUCCUACUCGGUGCGGCCACUCUGAUUUGCAAACCCAUGCAAUCGCUAUUGCCCAUCUUGGCGGCCACCUUGUUGGAUCUCUAUCCCUAUCGGCCACAGCAAGUCCUGUACUAUCUACUGGUGUUGCCACCCUUUGUGUGUUCGAUUCUGCAACUCUGGGUAUGGUCCUAUUUCGAUCUUCAUCCCAAACGAACGCACGAACUACGAGUGGAACUGCAAGAGUUUCAUUUCUAUCAGAGUCAAAAGGAUCAACAGAAGCUGUCAUCGAGUGACUUGAACAACCACUUGUACUAUCACGACGAAGUCUUGGUGUCUCGUCAAGACCAUCAUCAUCGGGGCGCGGAAGGUGCCUCCAAACGACGGGGACCAGCAGGAGGGAGCAUGGUGGAUGCCAACACGGGGCGCCUGACGGCUAUAAUAUGAAUUGAUUUGAUCCUUAUUAAUGGUGCAGUUGGUUAGUUAGUAAGCUGACAGCGACACUUUGCAGGUGGACGGGGGCAUUUGAUGGCAUUGCCAAUGCUACAUUUAGUUGGGCUCUACAUUAACCGGCCGCAGCUGAAGAUAGAUAGGUUGCCUCCAUUGGGGUCCACUCAACAUUUUCGAUAAAGAGUCCUACCCAUGGGAAAUAACACGAACUUUCCCUUCUCCCUGCCCAGCAACGCCACGAAGUCUCCGGGAUCAACCAUUACAGCAGUCAUGUAGUCCAUUGAAACGUCCACCUGCCACCCACGACCAUCUUCUUUCAAAGUGAAAGUGCCAUCCUCAUUGAGCCGUGCUUUCGAGAAUAUAAUGGCAGCAAACAUCUUCUUGAACGCAAGAGCUGGCAGUCUUUGCAAGCACAGCAUUUGUGGUGUGAGUUUCACCUUGCCAGUGGGUUCGAGAACUUGCUCCUCAGGAGCGUCAGCCUUUGUGGUCGAGACGGGCAGUUCUUGGUGAAUAAAACGUUCGAGCACAGCAAAAACUGUGCUGGGUGCACAAUCAAACUGGAUGAGAGUGUGACCCUCCGGGGGGUCAAAAGAGGGAUCUUCCUCUCCAAAGUCUGCACUGGUGACUCUCUUGGCUGACUUGAACUCUCCCUGAAGGCCAUUGAGAACAUAGACCGUGGCUUCUUCCAAGAUUGUGCUUUCUGUCGUUCUGCUACUGUACUACCAACUGCCGUUUGCGUGAAUUGGAGUGGUUUUGUCCUCCAAUCUGAUCCAUCGCCAAGCUUUAGAUACCAGUACCGCAUCCAGGCGGCCAUUGCAGCACACUUCUGGAGCAGCAAUGGUAUCGAUACCGAUACAGUACCAGGUAGAAAGGGCGACUCGACGCAAGUGCACAAGAAAUCGAGAGGGUUCGCUUGUAGGAUACUGCGCUGUAGCCAACGUCCCUUCAAAUGGUUCGUCGAAGAAUGACGCGAAUCAUGCUAACAGAGAGAUCUGCUAACAACAACUAGGCAACGGAACACAAAACGAGAGGAGUGCUAACUACAAGGUAGAACCACACCUGUACCGUACGCCAGAGGUGUGAGUCACCAGGGGACCCAAUGAGAUUACUAGCUACUGGUACCGUCGGCGACAUCGUGAGCAGACGGGCAGGUCAACAGCGAAAUGCACCAGAAGAAGGAGAGAAACAUUGGAACAAUGCCUAACCGAACAAACCUUUUGAUUGUUUCUAUGAGGGACCUUGCCGAGCAGAUUCAAAAAUUGACAUGAACCCUUCAUUGGAGUGCUGCCGUGUACGUGAAAAUCGUACUUGUGAAGCUUCCAAUGUCCUCAGAAGAAAGAAAAAAGCAACAAGGAGUUCUAUCAGAAGUACUUUCGGAGUGACCUGGGGCCAACCAAAAGCAAUGGACCUCGCCUUAGCAAUUUCCAUGCAAUCAGCUGACGAUCAGAUCGCAAACAUCGAAUGGGCUGCCUCUCAGCCUGCACCAAGCACUUCACUUACCGUCCAGACAUUCGGAACAAGUCCUCCCAAAUCCUAGCUUCUUUGCACCUAUAUUUGAAUCGAAUCAAUGGCCAAAGCUCCACGGUUUCAAUGAUCCGUCCCAUCCACAGUGCGCAAAACGAGAGGUAUCGCCCUUCCCACAAAUCCGAGGUUGCCUAAUCGCAGGGUUCCGUGUGCUCCAUCUGUGA